UAUAAGCGUAAAGUAAAAUUCAAUUAAAUGAAAAUAAAUUAAAAUUAACGUAAAAUUAAAUUAAGUGAAAAGUUAAAGUUUCAGACGUUACUAUUUAAAUUUUAAAUUAAUAUUUCACCUAUGUUUCACAUUUCAUAUUUCACCAAAAAAUUAAUAAGAUACAUGCAUGAUGCAUUUUGUUCAAUGAAAAAUCUUAAUUGUCUAAUCAAUCAUAUGCAUCAUAUCAAAACAGGUCGUUACGUAAUUUUUUGUCAGAUGAAGAACAAAGAGUGGAAAAAAUAAAGUGUGCUCCAGUGAAAAUUAAAAUUAAAUCCCUUUUUUUACUCAAUAAAAGUCUUUGAAAGUGAUAUCGGAGUUUGUAAAGUGUCCCAGAGAGGCAUCUACAAAGGAAAUUUAUCCUGUUGACCUGCGCGAGUCCAGAAAGUCUGAAUAUUGGUGCUGUGGAUCUGGUUGUGAAGAGAAACUCCGGAAGAAUCAGCGUUUGUUCCUUCAAGCCCUGAUUGAAGGUUUUUAUAUAUAAUUUCAGGUGAGAGUGGUUAAAGAAAACCUGAAGAAAUCUUUUAAGAGUAUCACUAAGGCAUUUAUUAAUCCUAUACAGGUGAGAGUGGUUAAAGAAAACCUGAAGAAAUCUUUUAAGAGUAUCACUAAGGCAUUUAUUAAUCCUAUACAGGUAAACCUCGAUCUCCCUGUAACACUUGGUCCUUCGUGGGAAAAUCAGCGAUUCUUGUGAGUGAGGAUGCCUUCCAAAAAUAACCAGAGAGCUGCCUACAAGGGUCAAUUCACUACACUGAGGAGAGAACUUGAUCAAGUUAGUCGUAACCCUGAUCUUCUUGACCGAGAUGAUGCAUUGGAGACCCUCAUGGUGUAUCAGGAAAAUCUAAACCAAAUUGAAAAGAAAUUUUGUGAAGUCCAAGGAGAAAUCAUCGAUGCUACUGCCCCCCCUAAGCGACAGGAAGAAGAACAGGAUUUGGAGAUUUUCAUAGCAGAAGUUGCGACUUUGUCAAGAACACUGAACUCAUUUAUUGGCAAAGUGAAAGCUAAAUCCGAAAGAAAGAUUCCUGUUGGUGCUUCGUCAAGUAACAAUGAUUUUAAUGCACUGUUGCAAUUGAUGAAUAAGCAAUUGGAGGAGCAGAGAAAGCAGAGACUCCAAGAUCAGGCUACUAUCAAGCAAGUAUUAGAUAGCCAACGCGAAGAAAUUUCUGAACUGGUUAAGGGUUUGCAAGAAGGUAUUUCAAGGGGUCAAAAUUCCAAUAAUUCAAUCUCUCUUGGUAAUGGAAAUGGGAUUGAGUCUGGUGGAAGCGCUGGAAGUCAUUCUUCGCACAGAAAGUUGGAUACAAUAAAAAUUCCUCCCUUCUCUGGUGAUUUUACUCAGUGGAUUGGCUUUAAGAAUCUGUUCUUGUCCAUUGUUGAUGCAGAUGUGUCAUUGAAACCUGCUGAGAAAAUGCAGUACUUGACAACUUUAAUUGUUGGGGAAGCGAAACCAAUAAUUGACACGUUGACGAUUUGCGAUGAAAAUUAUGAUGUGGCGUGGAACCUUUUGCUUCGGGAAUUCGACAAAAAAUCUUUGAUUAUUUCUGCUUAUGUUAAAGAGUUUUACUCUUUGCCGAAAGUUUCUGGAACAUCUAUCCAAUCAAUUCAGAAUCUGCAAAGAAAAUCCAAUUCUAUUGUAAAUGCUCUCGACGCAAUGCAGGUCAAAUCCCGCGAUCCUUUCCUGAUCUAUUCAGUUUUGAGCAAAUUGGAUGAUGAAUCCCAAUCUUUAUGGUCAAGGACGGCAAAUAAGGAUAACCCUACCUGGGAGCAAUUCAAUGAAUUUUUGAUUCAACGCAGUUAUGAGCUGAGGAUGUGUCAAUCAGAUAGCUCCAAGUCAUCAAAGGGUGCGAUUCCGAAGACUGCAAAUUCAAAAGCCACAAAGAAACCCAAAUCUAAGGCGUCAAGUUUUGCUGUGGGUGAGGUAAAAAAUUGUGGAUUUUGCAAGGUUCAUCCCCACAAAUUAUGGCGUUGCAAACAGUUCUUGGCAUUGGAUGGAAGUAGAAGAUUAGCUGUGGCAAGGGACUUGAAAAUUUGCGAAAAUUGUUUGUCAGAAGAGCACAAGGUGGAGCAUUGUUCUUACACCCUCUGUAAAUUCUGCAAUGGAAAGCACAAUCGCCUUUUGCAUGAUGCACUUGCUGUUUUCAGUCAUUCAAAUUCAAAUUUAAAUCCAUCCACUCCACCAUUUCAAAGAGAAGCUGGAACCUUUGUUUCAAACUCUGCUGUUGUAAGCUGCAAUGAAAUUGUUUCACGAGCACAAGGAGUGCUUUUGGCUACAGUCAAAGUGAGAAUUUUGGAUUCAUCUGGUGAGGCACAUUUUUGUCGCGCGUUGCUUGAUGCUGGAUCUCAGGUGAACAUCAUCUCUACUAGACUGUGCCAAUUACUUCAUUUGAGGACUAAACCAGCCAAUUUUCUGGUAGAGGGUGUAGGAUCUACAAUUCAUUCUUCUCACCAUCAGGCAGAUAUCAUGAUUAUGCCUCAUUUGAAGUCAUCAAUUGUAUCAUUGCCUAUCAAUUGCCUGGUAAUGAAAAAAGUCACCAGUGACCAGCCAAAUUGGGAUGUGUCAGGUCUUAAUCCCACAAUCCCUAAAAACUUUAUUUUGGCAGAUCCUGAGUGGCAAACUACAAAGCCCAUCGAUUUACUUAUUGGUGGAAAUUGCUAUUGGCAGAUCAUGAAGGACGAGACUCAUAUUCUUGGCCCUGGACAACCAUUACUGAAAAACACAGUCCUUGGAUGGGUUUUGGUCGGUCCAUGUCAGACAGAAGUCUUCAGUUCCAAUAUUGUUUCUUGCAAUCUCACCACUUUGGAGAGUAUCGAUGAGAGUUUAAAGAGAUUUUGGGAAAUUGAAGAUAUCCCUGAAAGUUCGUCUACCUCUUUGGAUCAAGACAAAGUGGAGAAACUUUACUCUUCUACCACCACUAGGGAUCAAGAUGGACGCUAUGUGGUGCAUCUACCAUUUAAGUCAAAUGUAGAUGAGUUGGAAUCUAAUCGUCCAUCAGCUCUUCGUCAAUUGUUCUUCUUGGAGUCUAGGCUCAACAAGAAUCCUAUUCUUAGAGAGAAGUACAACGAUAUCUUCGAAGAGUAUUUGGAAAAAGGCUUUGUUGAAGUUGUUCCUUAUGACCAGCUGAAUCGGAAGUCGUUUUACAUGCCUCAUCAUUGUGUCAUAAAAGAGGAAGCAGUUUCCACCAAGGUCAGAAUUGUAUUCAACGGAAGUGCCAAAUCUCAAUCUGGACUGAGCUUGAAUGAUGUCUUGCUGGUGGGACCCCCAGUUCAACCUCAAUUGAUUGCCACCUUGAUGAAUUUCCGACUUCAUGCUGUUGCCUUCACAUGCGACAUUGUGAAGAUGUAUCUACAGACUAUGCUGCACGAGCCACAUAGAGAUUUUCAAAGGUUUUUGUGGAGAACAUCUUCGGACAAUCUUGUGAAGGAUUUCAGAUUCAAAACUGUUUGUUUUGGAGUGGCUGCUUCUCCUCAUUUGGCUACACGAUCUCUCAAUCAGUUGGCCAAGGAUGAAGGCCACAAAUAUCCACUUGCUGCUAAAAUAAUUGAGAAGCAUUUUUAUGUUGAUGAUUGCCUCUUCAGUUGUCCGUUACUAGAAGAAGCUCAAGAAUCCCAGAAACAGUUGAUUGAUUUGCUGCAGCUUGCCCAACUUGAACUUUCCAAAUUUCGUUCAAACUGUCCAGAGCUUUUGUUAGAAGCAACUAAUGAUUCUCAAUUGCAGUUUGAUGAUCACAUUUCCAAAACUCUUGGUAUGAGCUGGAAUAGUUCUAUUGAUACUUUCCAGUACAAAGUGACAAGUAUCUCUGAGAAUCAUGUGACAAAAAGGAUAAUGCUAUCCACACUGGCAAAGGUGUUCGAUCCAUUGGGUCUAGUUUGUCCAGUGGUCACAGUGGCCAAAUGUCUUCUUCAGGAGGCUUGGAAAUCUACCAAAGAAUGGGAUGAGGAAAUCCUGGGAGUGCUGAAGAGUAACUGGGAUGAUUUCAAAAAAAGCCUUCCCCAAUUAGAAGAUUUAAGGAUUCCCAGAUGGAUCUCAACGUUGGCCAAUGUGAAGCACCAAGAACUUCACUGCUUCUCGGAUGCAAGCAAAACAGCUUAUGGAUCCUGUAUUUAUCUAGUUACUGAGGAUGACAGUGGCAAUCGAUAUUCCAAACUGCUAGCAGCAAAGUCUAAGGUGAAUCCCAUCAAGAAAACUCACCAAAAGGAAUUCACCAUACCACAAGGAGAGUUGUGUGGUGCAGAGUUAUCCUCUCGUCUUGCAUCAAAGGUGUCUCAAGCGAUUGGCGUGCCCCAAUGUUAUUUUUGGACAGAUGCAACAGUGGUACUCUGGCAGAUUCACAACUCAUCAAGAAAGCGUGAGACCUUUGUAAAGACUCGUGUUCAGAGGAUCCUUGGACUAUCUACUUGUGGGCAAUGGAGACAUGUAGGGACUCAUGAAAAUCCUGCCGAUUUAGUCUCUAGAGGUGCAACACCUGAGCAGCUGAAAUCUUCAGAAUUGUGGUGGAAUGGCCCAGGAUGGCUAAUGAGACCAGAGGGAGAAUGGCCACCAGAAUUCAACAAGAAUGAAGAAGUAUCAGGUAGUUCUCUGGUUGUUGCAGAGAUAGAUGAAAAUGAACCAGAUACGGCUCCAGAGAAUUUCAUUCACGCCUACUUGCUGUCCACAUUUAGUUCAUAUAGUAAAAUUCGGCGAGUGUUGGCCAGAUGUUUUCAGAUCAUUAUUAUUUGGAAAUCUCUUAAAUAUCGGUCUACUAGAAAUUCUCCUCGGCCAGAGUUUUCAAAAUUUCUUGAUGUUCAACUUCUUCGCAAGGCUGAAAGUUUUCUCAUCAAGAGUGAUCAAAAGCUUCACUUGGGUCAUGUUGUGAGAGCUGUGUCCUCUGGAGCCAUCAACACAGAUUCAAAGCUUCAUCAGUUUAGAAAGUUGAGGCCAUUCUUGGACACGGACGGGUUACUGAGAGUUGGUGGUCGUUUGUGCAAUGCAGAUGAACCUCUCGAAGCCAGACAUCCCAAAAUUUUACCAAAGGGUCUUCUGGCAAAGUUGAUUGCCGAGCGAGAACACAUACUCAUGUUACACUCUGGACCCCAACUGACACUUGCUGCUCUUCGACAACGAUUCUGGCCUAUUGAUGGAAGAAAUCUCUGUAGAAAAAUUACGAGAGAGUGCAUCACUUGCAUCAGAGCCAAGCCUCCGAAACUCGAGCAACUCAUGGGUAAUUUGCCAAAGGAAAGGGUGGUAAAUCUACGUCCCUUUGCUGCCAUUGGGAUAGACUUCGCUGGUCCAAUUUUGGUGAAGCAUGGAGUUAGGAAAUCAAUUCCUGUGAAGGCAUACGUCGCGGUCUUCGUCUGUUGCUCAACAAAGGCAAUACACUUAGAAGCUGUUGGAUCCCUUCAUUCUGAAGCCUUCAUUUCUGCAUUCCGUAGAUUCACUGCCAGACGUGGUCUUCCAGCAACAGUGUUCUCUGAUAACGGAACUACGUUCGUGGGGGCAGAAAGAAUUUUCCGCCAGCUGUGGGACUCUGAAGAACAUCGACUUGCUGUUCACAAUUUCUCAAAUGAGCUCGGAAUUGAGUGGAAAUUCCUAACACCAAGGGCACCUCAUCAGGGGGGACUUCACGAAGCCGCAGUGAAGUCAUUCAAACACCACUUCGUGCGAGUUGUAAGAGACACUAUUUUGAGUUUUGAGGACCUUACUACUGUCUUGUGUCAGAUAGAGGCAGUGCUGAACAGUAGGCCACUAGUCCCUCUGUCAGAAGAUGUUGAUGAUCCUAAGUGUUUGAGUCCAUCAUCAUUUCUGAUUGGCAUGUCACUGAUGCAACUACCUGAUCCAGAUCUAUCUCACUUGAAUGUAUCUCAUUUCGAUCGAUGGCAGUUAUUGCAGAGAGUCUCUCAAGAUUUUAUCAAACGGUGGAAGAGAGAAUAUCUCAAUACACUACAAGCCAGAAACAAGUGGAUGAUCGAGCGUGAAAAUCUAAAGGAAGGUGAUAUAGUGUUGGUCAGUGAUGACCUUCUACCAUCUACAAAAUGGCCCAUUGGAAAAGUGACUAAAACGUACCCAGGAGAGGAUAGCAAGGUUCGAGUGGUCGAUGUCAAAACUCAAAGUGGGAUCUAUCGGAGAACAAUUCAUAAACUUAUCAAGCUUCCUGUAAGUCAAUAAUUUUUAUUCAUUUCCUUUUUUUUCCCUGGGAGCAUGUUUACGCUAUAAGCGUAAAGUAAAAUUCAAUUAAAUGAAAAUAAAUUAAAAUUAACGUAAAAUUAAAUUAAGUGAAAAGUUAAAGUUUCAGACGUUACUAUUUAAAUUUUAAAUUAAUAUUUCACCUAUGUUUCACAUUUCAUAUUUCACCAAAAAAUUAAUAAGAUACAUGCAUGAUGCAUUUUGUUCAAUGAAAAAUCUUAAUUGUCUAAUCAAUCAUAUGCAUCAUAUCAAAACAGGUCGUUACGUAAUUUUUUGUCAGAUGAAGAACAAAGAGUGGAAAAAAUAAAGUGUGCUCCAGUGAAAAUUAAAAUUAAAUCCCUUUUUUUACUCAAUAAAAGUCUUUGAAAGUGA
This is a messenger RNA of Phlebotomus papatasi, 6565 nucleotides long. RefSeq lists its product as uncharacterized. NCBI's taxonomy places the organism in Eukaryota, Metazoa, Arthropoda, Insecta, Diptera, Psychodidae. The coding region runs from base 737 to 6175 and encodes 1812 amino acids. Gene Ontology annotation, biological process: DNA integration. The record is from RefSeq and is a predicted model, not a curated record. Gene Ontology annotation, molecular function: nucleic acid binding. The transcript has 2 exons.